AUGGAAUUUUUGUCGAUUGGCUCCAUCGGCUCCGUCGGCGAUGGAGCGAAAGGAUCGCGGGAGAACGUCAGGCGGGAUCCUAGGCUCCGCAAGGGUAGUGCGCACGAUCCGAAGAGCCCCGGCUCGCAACCGGACGGCAAAAGCCAAUCACAACCGACGGGUGGUGGGCCGCCCGGGCCAGAGGACACCGGCUGGACAUCAGCGGGGCGGAGAAGAAGGCCGAGAAGGACGACUCGAGACCAACCUGUCCAGGCUGGGCGGCCUAAAGCGCAGCUGCCACGCGGUCGCGAGGAGGUGGCCGAAGCUUUGGUGAAGAGGAGGACCCUUAAGACGCAGGCUGUUACCAUCUCGGAGCCCGGGGCCGGUGUCACGUACGUGGCCAUAAUGAAGACCGUCAUGGCGAGCGUGAAGCUCAACGAAAUCGGUGUUGAGGUCGGCACGGUCCGCAGAACCAGAGCGGGCGGCUUCCUCCUACAGGUGAAGACAGCGGAGGAGGCCGAAAAGCUGUCAGGACGGCUCCAAAGCGCGGUGGGCGAGAUGGCGAAGAUCGGCCGUCCCGUCAGAACGACUCCGGUGCUGAUCGCCAACGUCCCGGACUGGAUGGAGGACGGCGAGGUGGAGGACCACAUCAGGGCUACGGAUCUGGGCGUGGCCGGCGUAUCAGUUAGAAUUCGGGAGAACGUUGGGGGAGGCAAGGUGGCCCUACUUGACGUACCCAUGGACGUGGCGAGCAGACUGGCGGAAGUGGGCAAGGUCAAGAUCGGCUGGAGCUUGUGCCGAGUCAGGUUGCUUGAACGAAGGAAGCCACUAUGCCACAGAUGCCAGAAGCCGGGGCACUUCAAGGCGGAGUGUGCAGAGCCCGAAGCCGUGAAGCAGUGCUACCGGUGCAGGAGAAGUGGCCAUCUAAUCAAGGAUUGUCCCGGCCGACCCCCUGUCGACCGACCAAGAACCAACGGCAACGCCAGUGGAGCAGGACCGGUCGCGGUCAUUGAGGAGGAAGCCUCGCAAUGA
Messenger RNA from Cinara cedri, 1011 nucleotides. Lineage: Eukaryota; Metazoa; Arthropoda; Insecta; Hemiptera; Aphididae. The record is from the annotation of a GenBank genome assembly.